AUGAUAAAAAUACAAAACAAGUAUACCUAUUCAGAAGCAGAUCUCUUAGGAGAAGGAGCUUACUCAAGGGUUUAUAAAGGAUUUCUUGAUAAAAAAAAUGAAAUUGUUGCUAUAAAAGGUUUGAACUUAACAUCAUCUUAGUUAUCGAUUGGAGUAAAGUAAAGGAUAAAUACUAUAUCUCCGGGUUUUAGAGAGAAGUUCGAAUACUAAGAGAUUUAGACCAUUAAAAUAUAGUAAAAAUAAUAGAAAUGAUUCAUGAUGCUAGUUAGAACAGAGAAUAUCUCAUAAUGGAAUAUUGUGAUAGCUAAAAUCUCACAGCAUUUAUAAAUCAAUCUGGAGGAGUUCUAAAUGAAAACAUCACCAAAAUCAUAUUAUAGUAAUUGUUGACUGCUCUCAAUGUACUUAUUAAGAAAGAAUAUUUGCACAGAGACAUCAAACCAGAAAACAUCUUAAUUCAUUAAAGGAUUUUGAAAUUAGCAGAUUUCGGAUUCUCAGUUAAGGCAGAUUAUUCUGGCAAUCAACUUUUUAGGGAAAAUGUAGGAACUCCAAUAUAUAUGGCUCCUUAAAUACUUGAAAAUAAACACUAUUCGGUCAAAAGUGAUAUAUGGUCUAUAGGAGUUAUGGCAUAUUAAAUGAUAACAGGAGAAUAUCCUUGGAUGGCUGAUGAUCCAUCUUUACUUUUAAAAUCCAUAAAAUCCUAAAAAUUAAAUUUUCCUGAGCAUAUCUCAAUCUCGAACGAUUUCAAAGAAUUUAUCUAAUAUUGUUUAUAGUUCGAAGAAAAAAAUCGAUAUAAUUGGGAGGAUUUGUUUGAACAUAAAAUAUUUUAAACUAAAUACGUUAUUCAAAAGAAGUAAAUAAAAAUUGAACAACUUCAAGUAUAAUAAUUUAUUUAUUUAAGGCAGCCAUUAAUUAAAUUAGAGAAAUUCAAAAGAAAAGAGGCACUCCUCUAGAAUAGUUAUUUACUAAUUUAGAUAUAGAUGGUGAUAAAAAGCUUACUUUCGAAGAAUUUUAAGUAUUAUUACUCUAUGUUGAUAAUCAAAUGGACAUCAAUAUAUAAAAAGGAAUCUUUUAAAAAUACAAUAUUAGUAGAAAUAACUUACUAAAUUUUAAUGAAUUCAACAGGAUAUUUUGA
Messenger RNA from Paramecium sonneborni, 1132 nucleotides. The record is from the annotation of a GenBank genome assembly. NCBI's taxonomy places the organism in Eukaryota, Ciliophora, Oligohymenophorea, Peniculida, Parameciidae.